Molecule: messenger RNA, 1791 nt
Organism: Lodderomyces margitis
Lineage: Eukaryota; Fungi; Ascomycota; Pichiomycetes; Serinales; Debaryomycetaceae
Exons: 1
Coding region: 1-1791 (596 amino acids)
Source: RefSeq, a predicted model, not a curated record
AUGAAUUGGUACGAUGUAAACACUGUUGGCAAUAGGAACGAAAUUAGUCCCAAUAAAAGUCCCAACAACGAUAGCAACUUUCCCCUGACUCCAACUAAAUCACGACUAAAUUUCAACCACAUAAAACAUUUGUACCCAGAUAAGCCACCUCAGAUCACACACAGUGACAAUAAUAGUUACGAGAGUCUACUAGCUGUUCCCAACACCAAUCGUCAUCCAAACUUGUCGCUUGAUUCGAUUCCUUAUGAAAAUGGAGCCUCCGACGAGUACGAAUCAAGCAUCCCUUUAAGUUUAACAGCGCAAGAAUUGACAUUGCAAGAAUCGAAAACGUACAUGAGAUGGUAUAGCGACAUACUAGCAAGAACCAACAGUCGAACAAUUUCAAUUUUUGAUGUGUUUAGUUUCCUUACCAACUUUAAGAUUGCCGGCUCAACAAGGGAGCAAAUAAGUCAUAUCUUCCACAAGAUCAGCCAAAGCAUCAACAUAGGAGAGUUUUUCGCUUUGCUAAGAGUAAUAAGUCAUACUUUAAGAGGAGAAAAACCGCUGCGCAGAUUGAUCAAAGUUGUGGCUCCGGUGCCGACUCCGCCAUCCAUUUUAUCGAAAAAGAGACUCAAUGAUGAGGAAGACAGCUCCAAUGAAGAUAGAAGUGAUGCUGAGGUUGACAAUGAGCAGAAUGUCAAACUGAAUAGCGAUACAAAGCCAAUGGCUCCGCUUGACAUUGAUGGGUUUACCCAGUUUUUGUUAACUGGGGAGCGACCCGGAUCCAACUCCUCCUCCAAUUCCAAUUCCAAUUCCAAUUCUAACUCGCGAAAACGCAAGUCUAAAAAGGUUAAAUUUUCCGAUCAAGUGGAUGUGCAUGACGAUUCAAAUUACUUGACGCCAAUGGAAUCACCACAACCUGUGUCGCAAAACCCACUUGACUACACAUUGCCCAUGGACCAAUUGCUCAAACAGAUGCAAAAUAGCCAAGAACUGCAAAACCCACAGGAGCGAGAAGAGGAGAAGGAAGUGUUGAAGGAUGUUGAGAUUAACAAUUUCCAGAACUUGAAUUCGGUGGACACUGUGUCUGUUGGGGGCACGCCAGUUCCUCCAUCUGAUUUCGGUGGGGGUGCCAAUGGACAAGACGAUAAUUUGUUGAAACCAAAUAUGACGGGCCCGGCGCAAAUGUCGAAAAUGUUCUCCAGUCUUCAACCAGACUUUGGCACAGGUGAGCCCGAUUUGAAGCCAUUGAGACCAAAUGCAACUGGUCCUGCUGACAUGGCAAGACUUUUUUCGCCACCAGCGGUGCAGUCUCAUCAACUGCUUCCACAAAUGCAACAAACACUCUCUCCACCACCAGUGUCACAACCACAGCAACCGCAGCAACCGCAGCAGCAACAACAACAACAGGAAUUGCCCAAAAUAUCCCUUCUGGCUUUUACCUCACAAAUGACUGGUCCAACCAUGGAAAAUACAUUGCAAAACGGGAAGCCACCGGUACCACGUCAUAGAUCGUUCUCAUCACCAAUACCGAACAAGCCUGUCCCACCACCCCCACCACCAAGAAGAAGGAAUGCUAGUGGAAGGGGUAUAUCGUCUCCACAACCACCCCAGUUUCAGCAAUCACAACUGCAGCAGUAUUAUCCGUCGCAAAGUCAAACACAACAACAGCCACCUGCAUUACCCCCCAAGAUUCCAAACGUAUAUGCUUCAGGAAACUCCAGCAAUGACUCUACCGGAAAUAUUUUAGACGACUUGAAAGCAUUACAGGACGAGGUUGAUAAGAUAAGGAACUUGACCGGCGGAUUUUAA